UGUUUCUGAAAGUGCGAGUGUUUACAGAAAAUUGUAGUGUUGGACGAAUUCAAGACAUGGGACUUCUUACAUAAUUUACAUAGAACAGUACAAGAUUAGUGAAGGCAGAUAUUCCUACCGGGAUUUCUUCACCGUCGACAGAAUGGCAGAUGACAAUAAAGCAGCUUCUUCUUCUUACCAAAGUGACAGCAUGCAUGAUGGCAAGAAUCAAAAAAAGAAAACUUCAGUGUCGCAUGGGAGAAUAUUUUGCACACGACACCAAUGUCGAAUCGAGAGCACCCAUUUGCUGAAGCCUUUGACCUUUUCUUAAAAUAAAUCUCGAAUGUCAGUUUCUCAG
This is a messenger RNA of Acanthoscelides obtectus, 337 nucleotides long. NCBI's taxonomy places the organism in Eukaryota, Metazoa, Arthropoda, Insecta, Coleoptera, Chrysomelidae. The record is from the annotation of a GenBank genome assembly.